ACGCGAGCGGAAGCGCGCUGCCGGACCGGCCGGGCUGCCCCGCACUAAGAUGGCGGCGGCCGGGGCUCGGCGGCGGCGGUUGUUGCGGCUGCUGAUGCAGCUCGGCUCGGUGCUGCUCACGCGCUUCCCCUUCUGGAACUGCCUCAGCGCCCUCAUGCUCUUCGCCGAGCGGGCCGACGCCCGCAGGAAACCCGACAUCCCCGUCCCUUAUCUGUACUUGGACAUGGGGGCAGCGGUGUUGUGUGCCAGCUUCAUGUCCUUUGGGGUGAAGCGCAGGUGGUUUGCAUUGGGAGCUGCUCUUCAGCUGGCUGUCAGCACGUACGCGGCGUAUAUCGGGGGCUAUGUGCACUAUGGUGACUGGUUGAAGGUGAGGAUGUACUCACGAACCAUAGCUAUCAUUGGGGGGUUCCUGAUCUUGGCGAGUGGGGCUGGUGAGAUCUAUCGUCAGAAGCCACGGAGCAGGUCCCUGCAGUCCACUGGGCAGGUCUUCCUCGGCAUCUACCUCAUCUGCGUGGCCUAUUCCCUCCAGCACAGCAAAGAGGAUCGUCUGGCUUACCUCAACCACAUCCUAGGUGGGGAGAUCACCCUGCAGCUACUCUUCAUCCUCUAUGGGGUGCUGGCCCUGUCAUUCCUGUCCGGCUAUUACAUCAGCACAGCCGCCCAGAUCCUCUCGGUGAUCCUGCCCCUGGUCAUCCUGUUCAUUGAUGGGAACCUCGGCUACUGGCAUGACUCCCGGCGCGUCGAGUUCUGGAACCAGAUGAAACUCAUCGGGCAGAACGUUGGUAUCUUCGGGGCUAUCAUCAUCUUGGCCACGGAUGGUUGAGAUGGGACAUGUGGGGGCGGAUAGGACAGGCUUGGGGGAGGGCUCUGCAGUUUGGGGAAGGGGAUGGGAUUAGGUUUUUUUUAAAAUCACCAUUAUUUAUUCUUUUUUUUACUACUUUAAAAAAAUUCCUAUUUGAUUUUUUCCCACUGACGGGCCAGGGGACUCAGCGGCUGCCUCCUUCUCGAGCACGUUAGUCCUUCAUCGCACUUUGACAGGUGUUUUAAGCACAGCCCUAUAGAACCUCACUCUUCUGCCUCUGUGUAGCAGCAAAGGGGAGGGGUCCUCCCGGACACUGUAGAACAGCUGCCCACAGGGUCAGACUAGCUCCAUGAGUGGUAUGAGGAGCAUAAUUCCUCUGCUGAAAGGAGGAGUGGAUCCUGGAAGCUUUGGAGUCCCUCUGGAGAGCCAGAUGAUUGGUUACUGGAAAGAAGCCAAUGUUGAACUGAAUGGGGGACUUCAACGCUGCCCCUUCAUCGUCUUUGGUGAAUUCUGCAUAUUGGUUGCAAUGAGUGGGGUGUGUGGGGAUCAUUGUGUGUGGUGGGUGGGGAGAACGGUAAUAAUAAGCUAGCUCUUAUUUAGCACUUUGCAUCAGUAGAUCUCAAAGCGCUUUACAAAGGAGGUCAAUGUCAUUAUCCCCAUUGUACAGAUGGGGAAACCAAGGCACUGAGCGGGGACAUGACUUGCCCAAGAUCACCCAAUGGGCCAGUGGCCAAGCCAGAGUACCCUUACUCCAUUAUCAGGGGGUAGCCGUAUUAGUCUGUAUCCACAAAAACAAGGAGUCCGGUGGCACCUUAAGGAGUCAUUAGUUACUCCAUUACUUAAGCAAUUUCAUGUGGUUACAAAGAAACCCUGCUCCCCGAAAGGAUGCAGUGCUGUGGAGAGGAGCGAUUUCAAAGGGGAACAACCCUCAAUGCUCUUGAGAGGGAGAAGGAAGCUGCUCCAGAGAUGAGAAGGGAAUAAUUUUGCCUCUCCUCCCGCUCUGUGUGCAUACGUCCAUGCUGUCUCCAGUCCAUCAUUGGAGCAUGCACGUGAAUCCGUUGUGCACUGGCUUGUCUCCUAGCACAGCCCAAUGGAGGGAGCAGAUGGAUGCUGCUUUACAACCGGACAAUCCUGCCUGCCAAAGCCUGGGGGAAAGAACAGCUUCAUAGAGAGGGGAGCUGCUACCCGUCCCCCUAAGAGAGGUGGGAUUUCCAGAGUGCUGGGGUGGAGUGACUGAGUGAGGAAGGGAAGCUUGAAAGGGGAGAAAAGUCCAGUUCCCAACCCCCCAUUUCCACGUCUUACAACCCUGGUUAGUAACUGUCAGAGUCAGGGGCAGGUUCGGAGACUACGCUCCAUGUUAUAAGGUCACAUGCUGCCUUUGCCCCAUGAGGGCCUCCUGCCACCAGAUUUGGUUUGUCUUUUGUUGCAAGGCCAGCUGCAUGCAGGAUCUCUCUAGCUUCAGGGCCGUGCCCGCCUAAGGAGAGCUCUUAAACACGGGCAUUGUCUCAACUGCCUAGCUCAAGCCUUCCACUUUGUCCUGCUUUUGAGUCUUCCCUGUUUUCUAAACCACUUUCCCCAUCAUGUAUUUCUGAUGAUUAAAUGAGAAAAGGCUUUUAACUCCA
Molecule: messenger RNA, 2424 nt
Organism: Caretta caretta (loggerhead turtle)
Lineage: Eukaryota; Metazoa; Chordata; Testudines; Cheloniidae
Source: RefSeq, a predicted model, not a curated record